UCAAUUAGUAGACGUCUUGUGGAGCGGGACGACUACCAGAGAAGAAAGAGUGAGCGGAGAGAGACGUGGGCGAAGAAAGAGAUCAGCCAUGGCGUGCAGAAGCGUUGUGAUGCGCUCGAUGCUGUUAUCGGAGCAGCCAUGGCGACCCUCCUGCCGCCCGAUCCUCGGCGCUUUCCAUUCGGUCGCUACUCCUCUUGUCCGGCCUCGAGUUAGGGCUCCGUUCGUAGCCGCUCCUCUUCGGUGCUCCCACGGCGACGCCCAGACGCCGGCCUCCCGUUCGUCCUCUCCUCAGGACGACCAGGGCCCUCCCCAGGAAGCUGUCCUCAAGGCCAUCUCCGAAGUAUCAAAGUCUGAAGGAAGGGUUGCACAAACCACAAAUGUUGUUAUUGGUGGUACAGUGAUGGAUGAUUCUACUGAUGAAUGGCUUGUUUUAGAUAAGAAGGUUAAUUCAUACCCCACGGACAGACGGUUUACCGCAAUAGGAACUGGGGGUGAUGAAUUUGUCCAAUCAAUGGUUGUUGCUGUUGAAUCUGUGAUCCAAGAACCAAUUCCAAAGGUUUGUGUGUUACUGUUCUGAAAAAAAUAAAACAUUCAUCAAUGUAGAAUUGUUAGGCUUGCAAAGUUUUACUGGUUUAUAUGUAUUGUGCAAGGCAAGACUUUAUAGUCGGUAACUUUUCUUGCAAUUUUUUAAGAAGCCAACCUAAAUGAUAAUGGUAUUAAGGCAUGAAAGACAAGUGUUGCAUUACUACUAAUAAAGCAAGACUGAAGAAGUGAAUAAAUUGAGCUUAAACAUGCGAUUCCCUUGAACUAAAGAUUGAUUCUUCGGUUUCUUCAUGCUGUCUUGUAACUGUAUCAUUAUCAUUUCAUGGGCUUGGUAUGACACUCUGCAAUACUGAAACUAUACAGUUGCACUUGCAGUCAAUCUGCUGUUGGUUUAACUUUUUCUUUUUUAUGUACAUCCUAGAUCUCCUACAUCUUGGAAUUUAUAAUGAAGAUGGUUUUGAUUGUAUAGUUUAACUUGGAGGAAUUCAGAAAGGUCGUAAGCAGACUGCAGACCUAGAGUGGGCAAUACAUGGUUUUAUAAGACACCAGGAAAAUUUUGGAAGAACGUGAUAUUCAUGUAUAACCUUAUGAUGCUUUUCUAGACUUUAGAUACCUCAGGAGUUCUUUUCUGCCAUUUACCAACAGGAUCAUUUCUAUUUUUACAUUAUUUAUUUAUUAUUUUUAAGUCCAUAUUAGAAUUUGAUUAUGAAAUUUUCAACCCAUGAAAGUUAGAUGUUUGGUGGGUUCAUGUGUUGUUUAUAAGAAUGAGUUGCAACUAGUUCCCUAUGUUUGAAGCACUGUACUACUCUUUCUGCUUAUACUAAUUAGUAUGCUUGUUCCUAUUAUAAGUGAAAAUCAUGAUGUAUUCAAAUUUGUGUCGUGUAUUCAACUAGUCCCUUCUUAUAUAUCCUUCCCCCAAAGAUCAUCCAUCUUAGUAAUAUAAAAAUUCAUCAUUCCAACCAGUUGAUCUCAUCCUUCUUCUCAUGUGGGCUCCAUGUUGGUUUUCCUACUUUCUUAAGUUGGUUCUGGAAUUUGAUUUAACCAGUUUCUCAAAGAUGUAGGAGAGAAGGUUUUGAGAUCAGUGGCUCAGGGGUUUUGUCCAGAUGCUGGAACAGUAAUUAUCAUUAUUCCAUACCAUGUCAAUGCUCUGGAACUAGUUGACAUGGGGAUGGACGCUUGCAGAAAUAAUACAUUAAACAUAAGUUAAACCAAUGCACAUAGCACAAUUAUUGUGCUUGCCAACACCCAGGUAUUAGCAUUGGUUCCUUAGCAUCAUGUUGUACAUGCUUUUAAGAAAAAAGGUAUUUGUAAAAUUGGGAGUGCCUAUAUUGUGCUGUGAUGCCUACAUAUAUGAUUAAGGGACCUUAACUGGAAUUGUAUUAGCUGCCCACUAUGGAGCUGCAUGAACCAGUACUUCAAAUGCUGCAACCAAUUGUAUUACUUUCUUAGGCGCUGCUUGUGAUAAUUGUUUUAACUUUCCAGACUUGGUGUAUGAUUUAAGUCUACAUGGUUUGCUACAGUACCUAUAUAAAGCAAUUUUCUGAAAGUUAUGUGAAUUGCUGAUGGAAUAGCUUAUCUAUUUUGCUGUUCUUUCAUCAGUUAUGCAGUAACAAGAUUUGCAUCUGCUGGAAUAUUAGGUAGCCUAUAUUACUUAACUUUGAUUUUUUACAAGACUGCUUGCAGAAGCUGUCUUCUUGCUGCACCGAUUACUCGUACUCCUUUUUCUGUGGCUUGUCUGUAUAUAGUGAUCUCAAUGGUUCUUUUGCUCUUGUUUCUUUGGUCCUUUCUUCUUGUCAAUUCUUUUUUAAUUCAUAUCCUCAAGAAUACUAGUUUAUACCAGAACACAUAGGUUAGUGGAACUCGAUCCAAGAUUUGGAGGAACACUUAUGAAGUGAUUGUCAAUCUUGAAAU
Molecule: messenger RNA, 2454 nt
Organism: Musa acuminata AAA Group (dessert banana)
Lineage: Eukaryota; Viridiplantae; Streptophyta; Magnoliopsida; Zingiberales; Musaceae
Exons: 3
Coding region: 89-577 (162 amino acids)
Source: RefSeq, a predicted model, not a curated record